GGCGGCUGUUUCGGUCCGUUGCCAUGGUGAGCGACGUGCGGCGUUUAGACGCUAGAAACUUGACAGCCCAUCGUCGCGGCCUGACAAAACAAUUAUCCGCAGACCCCCCGUUGCUCGAAUGAGACGUGUAGAGCCCCCGCUGCUUGUUCCGUAGUUCGUUGAAAAGUUCUGACUCCUCUCUCCACCCCUCAAACUCACGUGACGUCGCUUCCUCAGGGUUGGCACCCGAUGAACGGCCCGGUCCAGAAUGACCUCCCGAAGCAGCCCGCCGCCGCGCCCCGGACCCCCAAGUCACCCGCGCCGUCGGCACCGAAGUCGCCGAACUCGAGUGCGCCAAAAACUCCAGUUGUGAACGGAAACCAGGCACCCAAGGAACCCCGUGGGAGAUCUCCAAAUGCUUCAGCGCGAGUGGCGACAGAGAAACUUCGCCAAGAAGCGGCGGCAUUGCAGAAGAGGGUAGCGCAGUUUCGUUCAGAGAACCAGGGACUGAAGUCGAAGGUGAAGCGACUCGAGGACGAUUGUGCGCGCAAGUCCAGGCAACUAGACAAGCUUGCGCAGACAGCCAAGGACAAGGCGGCAGCUGCUCAGGAACAAAAGAAAGGAGAUGAUGCCUUGAAGCAAAAGUGUGCCAGGCUUGAAAUGCAGCUCAAGGAAAAAGAAGACAAGUUGAAAAAACUCCAGGCCAUCCAGAGACGCUCUUCAGAGACGGCCACGCCCGAGAAACUGCACCCUGCCAAAUCUCGGCUGACGAGCAGUCAGCCGCGAGGGUCGAGUGCCGAGCUCGUGAAACUUCGUGAGCAGAUGGAUCGUAUCAGUCAGGAGAAUCGCCGACUCAGUUUCCAACUGAAGGAAAAAGAACAAGAAAUUCGCCGGCUGAAGUCCCAGCUGCAGCCGGCGGCACCGGCAAAAACACCCGUGAAGGCACUGACGAGAACACCGACAAAGACACCACCAAAGACACCGCCAGUGGCCCAGCCGUGGAAGUGGCCAGAGGCCAGCCAGUUCGAACCGAGCCGGGUCGGCUGCCACCGAACCACGCAAGAACGUCGCAACGGCCAAGCGCUCAAACACCUUCAGCGUCACCCGAGGUCCCCCGCAGCCAGACGACAAAACAGAGACGUCAGAAAUCACGGUCGAGUCGAGGUCGACACCCCCGAACAACAAGCCGCAGCAGUCGUCGGCAAGCAAAAGCAGUAAAGAAGCGUCGGCGCCCGCAACAGCGGUAGCAAAAUCCAAACCGACUGCCACGGUUAAACCAGCCGCAUCCAAUCAGCUGCCGGACCCAAAGGCCGAGGAGAUUCGGCGCCAGCAUGCCGCAAGGAAGAUUCAGCGUGUGUGGCGGCAGCACAGACGGCGAGCGAGCGUGGCAUCCCUGGGAGUCUCGGAAUCCUCUAAGCUCUCGGAGACUUCUAAUCUGUCACAAGGCUCUCAGAUGCUUUCGAAGGCAAAUCCCAUGCAGCAAAAGUAGAAGACCUGGAGCUUCGAAGCAACUUACCAGGGAAGAAGAGGAGACAAUUUUGUUCUUUAUUCCUUUCCACAAUUUCGUACAGUAGACCGUACGGUUUCUGUUCCAUUGUGUCAAUGAAUGUCACAACUUCGAUGCAGUAGUCUCGCUGCAAGUCUUUCCGAGUGCAUUUGUGUCACGUACGUGGUUCUGUGUGUGCGCAGUGUUCUCGGCAGCUUAUUAUUUUGAGACGCGCAAGGACAUUUCUUGACCUGUACUGCGUUGAAACCUGAGGUAACGGUAUCGAAAAAUGUUGGUCACGAUUCCUCAUAAUUUUUUCAUUCGUGCACCAGUAAUUUAUCCAAAAGACGAACUCGUGGGAUAAGCACGAGUUCUGUCUUUUCGUGCGUCUUUGCGACAACACAUUCCACAUCUCCGUGAAGCUGCAACAUUUUACAAUGCUUGCGUUAGAAACAUGCAGCGCAUUACCACGAAGUUUCGUCGUUGCUUCAAGAGCAGCAAUGACAGAGCUGACAAUGGAAUAUGUUCUCUAGCAAAUCGUGAAAAAAAUUUGUUGGUUGAGUUUCGCUUGCAUGGAAUCUGUCAGGCAGCUUCUGUAGAGCUAUAAUGAAAGGUGCCAUAAUGAGUUGCUUGGGCACGGUUUGAAGAUUCACCCAUCCCUUUUCUGAGGACAUGGAUGGGUGUAUAAGUGUGGCAUUACUGGAAAUAAAAACUGUGUUCUGAACGACACCAAUGCUAUAAUGUAUGCUACAUUCCUUGGGAGUAAUAUUGGAAGCUGCACAUGCAUGUGGUAAAGAAAGCUACUUUGUAACCUUUGAUCAAGGGGCUGUGUUAAUCUUUUUUCGUUUUGGGAUUUGCGAUGUGCUGCUCUGUUGAUAUGUCAAUACAUUCAAGUGACAUUUCAUUCAAUGUGCACUUUGUACGAGCGAAGCAAUUCUAGUGCUUUCAAUGUGUGUAGAAAGGUCACAAGACUGCGAAGGUGAUGCUAGCUUGUUUCUUGUUGAUGCAGUACACACAGCUAGUAUUGAUAAGAAACUGAAGCUGUGAUGUACCAGCGUGUAUUCUUUACAUCGCAAUCCAGAAUACUCAUUCCUUUGUUGGUGGUUAUGUAGUGUAUCGUAUACUAUCCCAACGUUCCCAUAGGAACCUGCAUUUCAACGAAUCUCAUUUAGUUUUUAUGCAAGCAUAAAUUGUUGCUUGUGUGUAGUCCAGUAUUGAAGUACAUGUACAUGUAUGUUUUGUAGUAAGCAAUGCAAUACUCGUUUGUACCAUUGUUGACAAUUAAAAGAAAGCAUGCAACACUCCUCUUGGAAACGAACAUUUUGGUAAAAGCUUGAUUACACUGAAACAUGAAACAAUAUUCGUUUUGCAUCGGAACUCUAAGCUUUGAGUGCAAAUUUUCCCGAAAUCAUUUCUGCGCAAUUUUUGCUUCUAUAUCCGCUAUUGUAAGCAAAACUGGAAUGUUUCUGAUACUAAAGAGUAUGACGUUGUGGACGUUUUCGAAGUUUUUCUUAUGAGCUUAACACGUGCAGUUAUUGACAAUCAAAUAUUGUCCCUGGUAACACAUCUGCAGCCUUCACGUUUUAUUUAAUGAUGUCGCUAUGUUGGCAGUAGAGCAAUGCUCACGGUGAUACGAGGGUCACCCUGUUGAACUUCGGUGUUGGCAGGAUGGAAUGCCUUGCAAGGCAGGAUGGAAUGUCUAAUCAGUUUGCGAAUGAACCCGACGUCGCUGAACUGCGAUAAACACAAGAACGCUGCCCGUUUCUCCCAGCUCUCAAAUGCACUCAUUUGUACAAGUGUUGACAAUUAAAAGAAGGCAUGAAAUACCCACUUUAAAUCUUUUUGGAAACAAGAGCUUUCGGUAAAAUCUUGAUCACAUUGAAACAUGUUUAAGUCUCAGACAGCGUCGUCACAACACCAGUGCCUAGCGUGGUUUUCCAUGAAUUGAGUAGUAUUUGGGGAGUAUUUCUGCCACACAACAAUAAUCGUCAUCCACCUCGCGUUAUCGCUGCGGUCCUGGCUUUUCCCGGUCACGAAUGGUGUGCCCGCUAUCAACGCACAAAGCCUUCUUGAUAGGAAGGCGGUGUGAGCCGGGUUUUCAAGAAAAGAAACGCGAGCAAGCCAGACGACGAUUAUAGUUGUGCGGCAGAAAUACUCGUAUUUUUUUAAGUGUGGCGACAGUGCCCGAUGCUGUUAACAUCGAUGGCAUCCUAUUUAAAUACGAAAGCUUACUGGGCUCAUCGUGUGACCCCGCUGUUAUCGGCUAGUAGUGGCAGAAAAGAGGCACGCAAUUUGAGUCAUCUUCGAGACUCUGCACGUGGUUGUUGGCAAAAUGUUUGAAAAGCAAGCAUUGGUGGGCGAUCGACUAGAUGGCGCCCUUGCCCCCGACAACGCGCAAGGCAGAACCGGCACGACGAGCCCCAGUGAAGCAACAUGCUGGGCGAUGCGAGAGCCGCACAUUACCUCGCUCCCACAGGUCGAAAACGGGAAACACGCGAGAAACGAGGAAUUGAAGAAUCGAUGCGACACGAUGUACAUCCCACUGCUGGAGAACACCAUCCGAAAGCUCGGCACCAUUUUGCUCCAACACUAAGCUCAGCGACAUAAGCGACAAAUGCUCUCGAAUUUACGCAUCUUGAAAAUUAGGUGUUCCUAUAGCUUUUUUUUUUAAGAAAGCGACAGGCACCAGUGACAUAAGUGUUUAGAUGGCUGUAUGAAUAGGAGCUGAAUUGUUGGCACUAAGCCAUACAACACUUGCUUUUAUACUGACCCGGUAAGUCAUACCAUUGUGCGAUUCUAGCUUUACAAGGUUUCCUUUAUAACCAGGGGCACAAUUUUGUUGAAAUGUUUAACCAGCCUAGGGGCAUUUUCACGCUGUGUUGCAGUAAGAAAAAUUUCCACACUUUUAUAAAAAGAGCAAAGCAAUUUUCAGCAAAAGUGCAAAGUCCGGGCUGAGUACGGCGAAAAAUAACUGCCUUGAGUGCUUGCGAAGGCAUUGUCGAUGGGCAAUUCUAUGCUCGCUCAAAAUGUGUUGCAGAGCUUCAUUUGAUCUUUCUAAUUUGCAUCCAUUUUUUUUUUUCAUAAACCGGUGACAGGUCUGUUACUGAAGCAGUGUAUAACCAUGUACAUCACUUUUGUUGCAUGGAAGAAUGUCAGGCAUUCCACGUAAAACCCUUUCAGCACAGAUGAGCCCAGCAUGUCAACCCAAUUCCUGGCCAAAAAGGUUUGUUGAUGCCUUGAAUGACAGGUUCAGUAUUUCACCAGUGGUACAGCCAGUGUUUUCAAUUUGAAACAUAGCCCACAAAAACAUUUUAAUUUUGCAAGUCUUUGCGAAACAUGUACGUACUACUAUACCUCAUUUUGUUUUGCUCAAAUAGUAAGCUGUGUACAGAGUGUCGCCAUUGGAACUUCUGUGCCAUGUGUUUGUCUGUGCGAUGAAAAUAAAACCUGUUGCACUGUACCACUUGCA
Rhipicephalus sanguineus (brown dog tick) is the source of this 4934-nucleotide messenger RNA. RefSeq lists its product as uncharacterized. The transcript has 11 exons. The record is from RefSeq and is a predicted model, not a curated record. NCBI's taxonomy places the organism in Eukaryota, Metazoa, Arthropoda, Arachnida, Ixodida, Ixodidae. Bases 229 to 1197 code for a protein of 322 amino acids.